This is a messenger RNA of Piliocolobus tephrosceles (Ugandan red Colobus), 671 nucleotides long. Its product is annotated as src-like-adapter 2. The record is from RefSeq and is a predicted model, not a curated record. Bases 189 to 671 code for a protein of 160 amino acids. The transcript has 5 exons. Gene Ontology annotation, molecular function: protein binding. NCBI's taxonomy places the organism in Eukaryota, Metazoa, Chordata, Mammalia, Primates, Cercopithecidae.
CUUCAGAGGCUGGAGCCUGGCCCUACAGGAGGGAGGUCAUUCACAUGCUCUGUGAGGAGAUAGCCAGGGCCGAUCUGGGGAGGGAGAGUUAUCUGAGAUUGGGCCAGAAGCCUCGGCUCUGUCCCCAUCACUGUGUCUCUUUCAGAUUUCCCUCGAUGAUGUGCUUCUGAGUGCUCUGCUGAGGAAUAAUGGGAAGUCUGCCCAGCAGAAGAAAAUCCCUGCCAAGCCCAAGCUUGAGUCCCUCUGUCCAAGGCCAGGGACCUGUGACCAUGGAAGCAGAGAGAAGCAAGGCCACAGCCGUGGCCCUGGGCAGUUUCCCAGCAGGUGGCCCAGCCGAGCUGUCGCUGAGACUCGGGGAGCCAUUGACCAUCAUCUCUGAGGAUGGAGACUGGUGGAUGGUGCUGUCUGAAGUCUCAGGCAGAGAGUACAACAUCCCCAGCGUCCACGUGGCCAAAGUCUCCCAUGGGUGGCUGUAUGAGGGCCUAAGCAGGGAGAAUGCUGAGGAAAUGCUCUUGUUACCUGGGAACCCUGGAGGGGCCUUCCUCAUCCAGGAGAGCCAGACCAGGAGAGGUGGCUACCCCCACGAGUUACGGGCCCAGGGCGAGGAGAGUAGCACUCUUGUGCGGGAUAUUGAUUUCACGGAGGAUGGUGAACAAGGGACACCUAAGUGA